Messenger RNA from Columba livia (rock pigeon), 4858 nucleotides. It is a transcript of the gene SLC4A2, whose product is annotated as solute carrier family 4 member 2. The record is from RefSeq and is a predicted model, not a curated record. Gene Ontology annotation, cellular component: basolateral plasma membrane; apical plasma membrane; plasma membrane. NCBI's taxonomy places the organism in Eukaryota, Metazoa, Chordata, Aves, Columbiformes, Columbidae. Gene Ontology annotation, molecular function: monoatomic anion transmembrane transporter activity; solute:inorganic anion antiporter activity. Bases 380 to 4387 code for a protein of 1335 amino acids. Gene Ontology annotation, biological process: bicarbonate transport; transmembrane transport; monoatomic anion transport. The transcript has 21 exons.
CCCGCGCCCCCGCGCCCCCUCCCUUCCCCGACCCCCUCCCUGCACCGCUGCGCCCCCGGCACCCCCAGCACCUGCAGUCCACCAGCCCAGCGACCCCCCCUUGCACCCCAGCACCCCCAGCUGGGACACAGUGCUGGGUUGGGAACAGCAGCAGGGACACCGCGGGGGCGGGGGCCGGGGACACGGCUGGGACAUGGUCCCAUGGUACAGCGAGGGGGGAGCGGGACCCUGGGGUACAUGGGGGGCACAGCACUGGGGCACAGUACUGGGGGCACAUGUGAGGGGGCACAGCACUGGGGCACAGUACUGGGGGCACAUGUGAGGGGGCACAGCACCGGGUCAUGGAACUGGGGGUACAUGGGGGGCACAGCACCGGGACAUGGAGCUGGGGUACAUGGGGGGCACAGCACCGGGACAUGGCACUGGGGUACAUUGGGGACACAGCACUGGGGGAGGCGGGUCAGAGCUGCCCCGGGUACCGGGGCGCUGGGGUACCAAGCACAUUUGGGGGCGCGGCACUGGAGCUCAGCAUGGGGGCUGGGGGUGCAGGCUGCGCUGGGUGCCAAUGGCGCGGUGGGUGCCAGCCGGGCACAACCAGGGUGCACGGCCCAUGGUGCGGGUGGGUAUGUCCCUUGGGCGCAGCACCUUUGGGACACCGUGGAGCCGCCGUGCGGGGCCGGUGGCGUGGCAGGUGGCGGUGCCGGCGGUGCCGGUGCCCGCUCAGCCCCAGUGCCGCCCGCAGCCCGAGCAGGAGGUGCCGGGCGCCGGCUCGCCCGCCUUCGGGGAGGAGGAGGAGGAGAAGGACCUGAACAAGGCGCUGGGCGUGGAGCGCUUCGAGGAGAUCCUGAGCGACACGCACCCGCGCAAUGCCGAGGAGGCCGGGCGCAGCUACGGCGAGGAGGACUUCGAGUACCACCGCCAGUCGUCCCACCACAUCCACCACCCGCUCUCCACACACCUGCCCCCCGACGUCCGCCGCAAGAAGGGGGUGCUGAAGAAAGGCAAGAAGCAGCGCCGCCGUGCCUCUGUCCCCGGAGAGACCCCCACCAUCGAGGAGGCCGAAGAGGAUGAGGACGAGGCGGGUGACACGGACACAGAGCGGUCGGCGGAGGAGCUCCGGCAGCCCGGCGCGGCCGAGGCCGUGCAGUUCUUCCUGCAGGAGGACGAGGUGACCGAGCGGCGGGCAGAGGAGCCCGUGGCCCCCCCGGCGCUGCCCGGCUCGCCCCCCGAGCCCCGCGGGUCCACGGCCCCCAGGGACGUGCGGACAGGCAGCCCCGAUGCGGAGGAGGGUGGUUUGGUGGAGGGGGCGGCCGCCGAGGCCGGCUCCCCCGGUCGCCCCGUGGCCAAGUCGCAGCCGGGGCACCGCAGCUACAACCUGCACGAGCGGCGGCGCAUUGGCAGCAUGACGGGCGCGGAGCAGGCCCGCUACCAGAAGAUGCCGACGGACGAGUCGGAGGCGCAGACACUGGCCUCGGCCGACCUGGACUACAUGAAGAGUCACCGCUUCGAGGACGUGCCGGGGGUGCGCCGGCACCUGGUGCGCAAGAGCGCCAAGGCGCAGGUGGUGCACGUCAGCAAGGACCACAAGGAGCCCAGCACGCGGCAGCGCAAGCAGGACCGGCAGCCCCACGAGGUGUUCGUGGAGCUGAACGAGCUGGUGGUGGACAAGAACCAGGAGCUGCAGUGGAAGGAGACGGCGCGCUGGAUCAAGUUUGAGGAGGACGUGGAGGAGGAGACAGACCGCUGGGGCAAGCCGCACGUGGCCUCCCUGUCCUUCCGCAGCCUCCUGGAGCUGCGCAAGACCCUGGCGCACGGGGCCGUGCUGCUGGACCUGGACCAGAAGACGCUGCCGGGGGUGGCUCACCAGGUGGUGGAGCAGAUGGUGAUCACUGACCAGAUCCGGGCCGAGGACCGCGCCAACGUGCUGCGGGCGCUGCUGCUCAAGCACAGCCACCCGAGCGACGAGAAGGAUUUCUCCUUCCCGCGGAACAUCUCUGCCGGCAGCCUGGGCUCGCUGCUCACGCACCACCACAGCACCAACCACGUGCCCGAGGGCGGCGAGCCGGCCGUCACCGACCCCCUCAUCGCCGGCCACGCCGCGGAGCACGACACGCGGGUGGACGUGGAGCGGGAGAGGGAGGUCCUGACCCCCACCCUCCCGGCCGGCAUCACCCGCUCCAAGUCCAAGCACGAGCUGAAGCUGCUGGAGAAGAUCCCGGACAACGCCGAGGCCACCGUGGUGCUUGUGGGCUGCGUGGAGUUCCUGGACCACCCCACCAUGGCCUUUGUGCGGCUGCGGGAGGCGGUGGAGCUGGACUCGGUGCUGGAGGUGCCGGUGCCCGUGCGGUUCCUCUUCGUGCUGCUGGGCCCCAGCAGCACCCACAUGGAUUACCACGAGAUCGGCCGCUCCAUCUCCACCCUCAUGUCGGACAAGCAAUUCCACGAGGCCGCGUACCUGGCCGACGACCGGCACGACCUCCUGACCGCCAUCAACGAGUUCCUGGACUGCAGCGUGGUGCUGCCGCCCUCCGAGGUGCAGGGCGAGGAGCUGCUGCGCAGCGUUGCCCACUUCCAGCGCCAGAUGCUGAAGAAGCGCGAGGAGCAGGAGCGGCGGGGGCUGCUGGAGCCCAAGUCCCCGGAGGAGAAAGCGCUGCUGAAGCUGAAGGUGGUGGAAGGGGAGGGCGAGGAGGAGGACGACGACCCGCUGCGGCGCACGGGCCGGCCCUUCGGGGGGCUGAUCCGGGACGUGCGGCGCCGCUACCCCAAGUACCUGAGCGACUUCAGGGACGCGCUGAACCCCCAGUGCAUCGCCGCCGUCAUCUUCAUCUACUUCGCCGCGCUGUCGCCGGCCAUCACCUUUGGGGGGCUGCUGGGGGAGAAGACGCAGGACCUGAUCGGGGUGUCGGAGCUGAUCAUCUCCACGGCGCUGCAGGGCGUGCUGUUCUGCCUGCUGGGUGCGCAGCCCCUGCUCGUCAUCGGCUUCUCGGGGCCGCUGCUGGUGUUCGAGGAGGCGUUCUUCACGUUCUGCACGUCCAAUGACCUGGAGUACCUGGUGGGGCGCGUCUGGAUCGGCUUCUGGCUCAUCCUCAUCGUGCUGGUCAUGGUGGCCUUCGAGGGCAGCUUCCUGGUGCGCUUCGUGUCCCGCUUCACCCAGGAGAUCUUCGCCUUCCUCAUCUCCCUCAUCUUCAUCUACGAGACCUUCUCCAAGCUGGCCAAGAUCUUCCAGGAGCACCCGCUGCACGGCUGCCUGCGCGCCAACGGCACGGCCGGCACGGAGGCGGCGUGGAGGAACGGCAGCACGGCCCCGGCCAACGGCACGGCCGCCCGCGCCGCGGCCAAGGUCACGGGGCAGCCCAACACGGCGCUGCUGUCGCUGGUGCUCAUGGCCGGCACCUUCUUCAUCGCCUUCUUCCUGCGCAAGUUCAAGAACAGCCGGUUCUUCCCCGGACGGAUCCGGCGGCUCAUCGGGGACUUCGGGGUGCCCAUCGCCAUCCUGGUGAUGGUGCUGGUGGACUACGGCAUCCAGGACACGUACACGCAGAAGCUGAGCGUGCCCAGCGGGUUCUCGGUGACGGCGCCGGACAAGCGCGGCUGGGUGAUCAACCCCCUGGGCGAGCAGAGCGACUUCCCCGUCUGGAUGAUGGUGGCCAGCGGCCUCCCUGCCAUCCUCGUCUUCAUCCUCAUCUUCAUGGAGACGCAGAUCACCACGCUGAUCAUCAGCAAGAAGGAGCGGAUGCUGCAGAAGGGCUCCGGGUUCCACCUUGACCUCCUGCUCAUCGUGGCCAUGGGCGGCUUCUUCGCGCUGUUCGGGCUGCCGUGGCUGGCGGCGGCCACAGUGCGCUCGGUCACGCACGCCAACGCCCUCACCGUCAUGAGCAAGGCUGUGGCGCCCGGGGACAAGCCCAAGAUCCAGGAGGUGAAGGAGCAGCGCGUCACUGGGCUGCUGGUGGCCGUGCUGGUCGGCCUGUCCAUCGUCAUCGGGGACCUGCUGCGGCAGAUCCCGCUGGCCGUGCUCUUCGGGAUCUUCCUCUACAUGGGCGUCACCUCCCUCAACGGCAUCCAGUUCUACGAGCGGCUGCAGCUGCUGCUCAUGCCCCCCAAGCACCACCCCGACGUCCCCUACGUCAAAAAGGUGCGGACGCUGCGCAUGCACCUGUUCACGGCGCUGCAGCUGGCGUGCCUGGCCGUGCUCUGGGCCGUCAUGUCCACCGUGGCCUCGCUGGCCUUCCCCUUCAUCCUCAUCCUCACCGUGCCGCUCCGCAUGUGCCUGCUCAGCCGCAUCUUCACGGACCGCGAGAUGAAGUGUCUGGACGCGGACGAGGCCGAGCCCAUCCUGGACGAGCGGGAAGGCGUGGACGAGUACAACGAGAUGCCGAUGCCGGUGUGACCGUGUGCCAGCGCCGCGGCGCAGUGGGGACGGCCGGGCAGCCCCGUCCCCGCGCCUGCGGGCGGGACACCUGCCAAAGAGACACCAGCGCCCAGCCUGGCGCCCGGGACCCCCGGCCCUCCCGUGCGGUACAGGGGCCCCCGGGCCCGUCCUGACCGGGGCGAGGGGCAGAGCCCCCGGUCGCCCCCCGGCAGAGCGGCAGGUCCUGCCCGCCCAGCCCCCCCAGACAAUCAGGUGUUUCCUAAAUCUGACCCUGUUUAAUUUAACAUAAGUUAAACGGCAAUAAACAGCUUCAUGAGGAGCAGGGGGGGCGGGGGCAGCAGCACCCUGCACCCCGGGGGCUGCACCGGCCUGUCCCCCAGGGCUGAGGGGCCGGGGUCACCGUGUGCCGGGGUCACCAUGUGCCGGGGGGCCGGGGGCUGCUCGCCGGCGCUGCCUUGUACGAAUAAAGCGACAGGACUUUGCACACUU